AUGGCCACUGAAGUCAAGAAUACAGUGAACGCACAGUCCUACACGGGAAUACGCCCUCCUGCUUCAGAUCCUACACGAUAUCAAGCACCCACAGAGAGCACGCCGGCACAGACAAGUCAUGACGGCAUGUCCAUCCAGGCAAGCACGGCCCGCCUGCCAUCGCUUCUCGACCCUCACGGUAUACUGAAUUCUGGGGGCAAGUCAGAUCCGAACGUUGCACCUACAUUAUCAGCACCCACAAGGCAGAACGAUCGGGAGGGCGAAGAAAAAAACGCUGGCAAUCGCCUCAGUCGCAAAGCCCGCAGAGAAGAAUGGUGGCGCAAACAACACGCGAAGCAGCUUAAAUCUCCUGAUCAAAGACGCGCCCUCAACAGGUCUCGAGAGGCGAUCACGCCGCGGCGAGCGAUCCUCGAGGUACCUUGGGACCAGCAGGGUGUCCUGGAUAAAAGGAUACACCCGCAGCGCUUCGGUCUGAAUGAGGUCAUUUCGAAGGAGGGCAUACCGAAGGAACAGGAACAAGCAGCACACCACAAAGGGUCUUCUGUUCUGAUCUUUCGACACUCAAGCGGUUCUUCAUUCAUAGAUGCCACGCCCGAACGUAUUGAAACGUCUUCGAUAUUCCGGCCUGUUUCAUAUGCCAAUUUCCAGAUCAGUCCACAGUACUACUCUGCUAGCCGGACUCUCGAAUUUCGGAAAGACAAGCACAAUGACACACAGAGCUUUCGUCGAUAUAUCUCUCCCGAACCGAGCGAUAUGACUGAAGACUUGUACAGAAGGAAGAUCGAAGCGCUUCGAGGAGACUUCAGCAAAACAUGGCUGAGUGCAUCAGACGACGAAAAUUGGAACUCGACGGCAGGCUCGACGGCAUCAGACCCUUUCCCAAACGACGCCACUCCCGUCAUCAAGACUGCGAUUGUCGAGGCACAUAGUGAUCAGGAAGGCACUGAAGGGUGGAAGGCCGUACCAGACUUUACUGGGGAAGCUGUCGCUUCUCAAAAGCCUUAUGGAUCUCUUCACAACAUCUCCAAUCCAGACAAGAUGUUGAAUCUUGAUUGUGAUGUUGAUCGGGAGUCACCAUCAGCUGGAUCAAGAAAGGGGCAGACAUCUAGUUCGAUGAUUUCUACUGUCUCUGAUCCAAAAACUGACCACACAGAGUCGAUGAUGGAGCGGGAGGAUCGACAUGGAAGUUCAGGCUUGGUUCAAGCAAAAGUGGAUGACUCUCACACUUGGACGCAUAUCCGCUCGGAGGAUCUGGACCCAAAGACUGCUCAGUUGAAGGCUGCAGUAGAGGCUGAAGCUCGUGAGCAGAUGAAGCAAAUCAAGACUGCACGCCGAGCUCGCCUCAAUGCCACGGCUGAACAGAGAGAGACAUCUCAGGACCCCAAGAAUGAACGCGAGACACAGGAGUCGCAUGAAACACAUCGUCACAACCGAGCACACUCUGACACUACCAGACCGCCAUCCCAACAAGCAUCAUUGCUCCAGACUCAAACCGUAAUUCGGUCUUGGGACGAUACUUACGAUGACACCAUCUCGGACGUAUCGACAUACGCAACGUCGCUAUUCUCCGUGGCUUCACUGGCAUCGUCAGCAUCCAACUUAACUGCGCAUAGCAACUAUUCCCUGAAGCAAAUCUCGUCGGCAACCAAGGAGCUUUACAACAUAUUCCACAAGGAUGGAGAGCUAAUUCAAUUGUACAAGACAGCUGUACACGAUCCAGGAAUAGGUCCAGAGAGACUGCAACGAAACCUGCGUCGUCUACUUCAGUCUUACGCAAAGAACCUUGAAGAUGAGCAAACCGAGAAUUUGGAGUAUCUAGCUUCUAGGCUUGUGGCAUUGAAGGCUGGUGAACUUGCACGGUCCAUUGUCGCAAAGUUUUACUGCGCACCCGUCGAGGAGCAGACUCGUGUGCCCAGGAUGCAUGAAGAAAGCUUCGAAGACGAGAAGGAAGCUAUGCUAAUUGAUGAGAAUAUCUUUGAAGAUCUCAAGGCUUUUCGUCACUUUCUUGUAAGCGCCGCCGCUUUCGAGACAUUUCGAACGCAGAUCCAGUCUUUCGUUGUUCCCAGGGACAAUGGCUCCAGGCAAGCGGAACCUAAGCAAGAGGUUAACAUGAGACGAGAAAGCGCGAAGGGGGCAAUCAAGGGCAGUACCUGGUGUAGCUGGCGCGAUAAAUUAGCUGAAGCUGCGGAUGUAUCGCUCAUCCAAAAGGAUUUAGGACUCGCUUCGCAACUAGCAUCGAACUUGGUCCUCGAUGCUUUGACUCUGAUGACAGACAGAGCAUGUGUUGCAACAGGGUUAUUAGAGCCACCUCUCCGCCCUGAAAUGGUUCGGUUGCGCUGGAAAUGUACCUGUGGCGAUGGACUCUUCAGCGAUGUUCUAGAGCUUCGAGAGAAUGGUGCUCAAGAGCUUGCUUCACGCAUGCAAGAGUCUACUGCGAUCGAAGUGACUGUUUCGGCGUAUGACAGUCUCUCAGGGAACCAGCGAUACAUACUGCCACGUCACCUUCGAUGGUCUCGGAAUGUGGAUAAUAACGCUUCUUCAAACAAAGCAGAAAAGAGUUGGACAUCUGCAAAUGGCUCAUCUUCGACAACAUCAGCAUCGGCAGCGGGUGGCACAGCGAACUUCGGCGCCAGUCACCUUCGCUGGUCUGGAAGCACGAGCGGCAGCGCUUCCCAGGGGAAGAAUCAGGCAUCGUCCAAUGACCCUUUAGCGUCAACAUCAGUAUCUGCAGCGGCAUGCUGUUCCAGCCCAGGCACCACUAAGCUAGGGCUAAUGCUUCACUUGAUGGCCUGCAUACAUAAUAAGAGCUCCAGCAAGAUUCUCCUGCAAGAUCGUAUCGAGAAAAUCGACACCGACUACGAUCUCAUUCAGUUUCUUCGACUCCAAUACCGCCGGAGCCGUGGGCGGCUGCGCACGAAAUUCUCGUUGAAGUCUGUGCGAGGUAUACACUUCGUCAAAUUUCAUCUUCCCAUGGGAAACAGUGUAAUCAUUCGUCCUCACGGCGUAUCAUGCGCGCCCCUCAACAACCUUUCCGCGUCCUCGAACACAAUGGCGUGCGGAUGUCUCCCGCCUAAGGACAAGGUUGAACCUUGCGACAGUGCUGAGUAUCAAUGCCACCCAGUCCCGCCGAGUACCUUCCCACCUGUGACACCGGAGCAUCUCAACUCUCUGUUCACUUGUCAAGAACAGCCUAAUCAGAUCAGUCGUUGGAUUGUCAACCAGAUUCCGAAAAGAAAGUGGGGCGAACUGUUCGGCAACAUGAAUCAGCCUGCAGAAGGAUGGGGAAUAUACUAUGAAGAGGGGUGGGAUCCUGCAAGGAUCGCCAUUGUAGUCUUUGUACUGCUGUCGGGCAGUCUGUUGUUCUCGAUACUAUGGACCACCUUGAAGGAUGACAUUCAGGGUGCGUUCGGGGUGGGUGCAUGGAUGGUGGGCAUUGGAGGGGCGUUGUUGGCCGUCAUUGUUACGCAAGUUGACAGCGUCUGA
Molecule: messenger RNA, 3483 nt
Organism: Macroventuria anomochaeta
Lineage: Eukaryota; Fungi; Ascomycota; Dothideomycetes; Pleosporales; Didymellaceae
Exons: 2
Coding region: 1-3483 (1160 amino acids)
Source: RefSeq, a predicted model, not a curated record